Porites evermanni is the source of this 441-nucleotide messenger RNA. The record is from the annotation of a GenBank genome assembly. NCBI's taxonomy places the organism in Eukaryota, Metazoa, Cnidaria, Anthozoa, Scleractinia, Poritidae.
AUGAGAAAGCAUGAAUUCUCAACAGCACUGAUCUCAAGAGAAGUAGAACUGAAGAACUGCAUUCGUCUCAAAACUACAGGGAAUGCCAACUGUAUGUUUAACGCUGCUUCACUGUUGUUGGUCGGAAACAAAUCGCUAAGUGAUGUGAUAAGACUACUCGUUGCUGGAGAACUUUUCUUUUUCUCAGAGUUCUACAUACAAACUGUUCAAGACAGGUUCUUGGAAAUAGAAAACGAGACGCCCUAUUCAGAGGCUACUGCCUUCUCAACUAUCCUAACAGAAGCGGGCGAGAGAGAAAUGACAAACUCAAAAAGUCGCCUGGAAGCUAUUCGCACAGAAGCACGCAAUACAUGCCUUACAAACAACUGGAAUGGGAUGAUUCAAAUGAUGGCCUUGUCCACUGUUUUAAGAUGGCCAAUAUUCAGGAUUGACUUUCUGUAA